AUGGGAGCUGCUGCGUCUGUGGACGAUCCGGACGCAUCGACGAUCUUUAGAGAGACAAAGGAUGAAUACGAACGUCGCUUGGCUGCAGGCGACUCGGAGGAGGAGAUUUUCUCGAGCCUCCGUCACAUCGUUGCUCAGCGUUUAGCGUCCGGGACACAGCUUGACCCAAAGCCUCCGCUUGAAGAUUCCCAACCGGUCAGUUCGGAGACCGAAGUCCAACCUAUGAACGACUCGGAAGCGCCAGACGCUAGUACGCGUUCAACUUCACUUCUAGAUGCAGCUACUUUAGCCUCUGUGACGACAUCACCGGACUUCAAUGACUUGAUCAUCGAGCCCAAUAUCGCUCUGUCUCCGAAGGCCCCACUUGACGAGGAAGUCGCUCAUCAUGCCGACGAGAGAACAGCGAGCGGUAUUCUCCCUGUGUCCGGUGAAAAAGGGUUCGGCCGAGCAGUGGGCACUUCUCGAGCUGCACUUGAUCUGGUCCAGAACCUUGCCCCCGUAUUCACUACCGACGUGUUGACCGACCCCGCGACGCUCAAGAUGAUCCUCAAGUACGCAGAAGUGAACAAGGUCCCGAACGGUGUCGACAUGCUGCGGUUCUGGGUCGAAAUUGACGAGCUGCAGCACUUGCCAUCACAUUCCUACACACACCGUCGUCUACGGAAAAUUUACGACAAAUUCUUGUCCCCGGAUGCGCCUUCGCCGGUGUGCGUCACUGCUCACAUGAUGCAAGAGAUCGAGAAAGCUCUGGAAGGAGACAACAUCUCCGCUGGUAUCUACUCCGGAGCGCAGCAGAUUUGUUACAUCGCGUUGGAGAAGUCGGUUUACCCUCGCUUUCGGGAUAGUAAACUGUUCAAGAAGAUGCAGGACUUCUGUGCUCCGAUUAUUCCAAACGGAGCUCCUAGCGGCGAAGCAGGUUCAGGUAAUGGCGGGUCCAACACAGCUGACGGGUCUGAAGAAGCUGAAGAUUAUUCGCUAAUGGGGAUUUUAGCCCAUCCAGCCAAGUUACGCUUCCUCAAGACGUUCUGCAUGGAGGCCUUAGCGCUGGAAAAUCUGCUGUUCUACCUGGAGGUCGAGGACUGCAAGCGGCUGCCGAACUUAUCGUUCGUAGUGAACAAGACACGGAGGAUCUACGACCGAUACUGCACCCCGUCGUCGAAGAACUACAUCACUGGGCUAGAGGAGAAUGGCGCACUUCGAGAAAUCCAAGAAGUCGUGGACACGAAAGGAGCUUUGGUGCCCAAGCUGUUCUACGAGGCUCAGAUCACCGUGUUCCACCGCAUAAGCGAAGAUAUGUGGCCGGGUUUCUGUCGCUCGCAGGAGUAUCUCGACCACUCGAAAGUCGUUAAACCCGACACCAAGCAGCUAAUACGUCGCGGCAAUCGGUUCGAAGAGAGCGAGGCAGUGCAUCAGAAACUAGACGCGCUGGCCGAGUUCCAGCUCAUCGACACCGCCAUGCACUACCCCGUGGAGAAGCUGAUCCCCAUCUCCUUCCCUGAGUCUAUCAAAGGAAUGUCGCGACGCAAGUCCAUUCAAAAGAUGGAGGAGGAGCAGACGCUCAGCCCUCAGCAAGUUCUCACUUUGUUGCUGGGCGACCCAUUUGCCAAGAAAUACUUCAAGUUGUUCAUGACUCGACGAGGUGUCGACUCUUUACUUGCGUUCUGCGAGGAAGUGGAGGACUUUAAGCUGCUACCGGGCAUCGAGUUCCUCCAACACUCGGCCAAGAAGAUUUAUCGCAAGUAUAUGAUGCCCAGCGCCCGACUUCAAGUCGAUAUGAGCACAACGAUGCGAGACGAAAUCUACGUGCGGCUCUCGAAUCCGAGCGUGGAUAUGUUCAAGAAGAUCGCCAACAGGGUUCGACAUGGCAUGCUGCAGGACUCACUGCCGCGCUUCGUCAAGUCGAAUUACUAUAAGGAACUGCGACGAGACAGCAAGGCAACACCCGCAGAUGCACACCUUGCGACUGUGGACCAGGCCGCGAAAGCCGGAAAGCUGGAACUUUGCCACUUGGACGUCUUCUUGACGUAUCCAGGCUGCAUGCAGGCCUUCCGCAAGUUCUUGGAUUUCCAGCAUUGCUCGGAAAAUCUCAUGCUUUGGGAGGAGAUCGAGCACUAUCGACGACUUCCGAGCUACCAGAUCGUGCUUCGGUCGGCCAAGAAAAUCUACGUCAAGUAUCUGAAUCCGAACAACCCGCGAUCGCCCAUUCCGCUGGCCCCGGGACUUCGUAAGCGCGUAGAAGCUUCGUUGGACGUGGCUUGCCGUACAACCUUCGAUGAAGUUGAGAACGAGUGCUACGACCACAUGCGCAACGUGGUGGUGCCCGACUUCCUGGACUCGCGGAUUUUCAUGGCCCUUGUGGGGACGUGGGCCACCGUUCACGAAGAUUAUCCGGCCGAAAUGCUGCGCGGGGAGCUGGAGAUGGCCUUCCUUCGUCACCGCUUCCACCUCGUACAAGAAGCUCGAGGGAUGUCACGCGAUUCCCCAGCUCCGCUGCUGGAUAAAGGUCGGAAUGGGGCCACACCUCCGCUAGGAGCUAGUACCGGUAAUGGUUGA
Messenger RNA from Phytophthora sojae, 2553 nucleotides. Its product is annotated as G protein signaling regulator. Bases 1 to 2553 code for a protein of 850 amino acids. The record is from RefSeq and is a predicted model, not a curated record. The transcript is spliced from 3 exons. Lineage: Eukaryota; Oomycota; Peronosporomycetes; Peronosporales; Peronosporaceae.